Molecule: messenger RNA, 2874 nt
Organism: Mustela erminea (ermine)
Lineage: Eukaryota; Metazoa; Chordata; Mammalia; Carnivora; Mustelidae
Gene: IGF2BP2
Product: insulin like growth factor 2 mRNA binding protein 2
Exons: 16
Coding region: 130-1947 (605 amino acids)
Biological process (GO): nervous system development; regulation of gene expression
Cellular component (GO): cytosol; nucleus; cytoplasm
Molecular function (GO): mRNA 3'-UTR binding
Source: RefSeq, a predicted model, not a curated record
GUGGGUGGCGGGCGGGCGGAGGGCGGGGAGGGGGGGCGGAGGAGGAGGAGGAGAGACGAGGGCAGCGGAGGAGGCGAGGAGCGCCGGGUACCGGGCCGGGGGAGCCGCGGGCUCUCGGGGAAGAGACGGAUGAUGAACAAGCUUUACAUCGGGAACCUGAGCCCCGCCGUCACCGCCGACGACCUCCGGCAGCUCUUCGGGGACAGGAAGCUGCCCCUGGCGGGACAGGUCCUGCUCAAGUCCGGCUACGCCUUCGUGGACUACCCCGACCAGAACUGGGCCAUCCGCGCCAUCGAGACCCUCUCGGGUAAAGUGGAAUUGCAUGGGAAAAUCAUGGAAGUUGAUUACUCAGUCUCUAAAAAGCUCAGGAGCAGAAAAAUUCAGAUCCGAAACAUCCCUCCUCACCUGCAGUGGGAGGUGCUGGAUGGACUUUUGGCUCAGUAUGGGACAGUGGAGAAUGUAGAACAAGUUUUUGCUUCUUUCCUAGUCAACACAGACACAGAAACUGCCGUUGUCAACGUCACAUAUGCAACAAGAGAAGAAGCAAAAAUAGCCAUCGAGAAGCUAAGCGGGCAUCAGUUUGAGAACUACUCCUUCAAGAUUUCCUACAUCCCGGAUGAAGAGGUGAGCUCCCCUUCGCCCCCUCAGCGAGCCCAGCGUGGGGACCACUCUUCCCGGGAGCAAGGCCACGCCCCUGGGGGCUCUUCUCAGGCCAGACAGAUUGAUUUCCCGCUGCGGAUCCUGGUCCCCACCCAGUUUGUUGGUGCCAUCAUCGGAAAGGAGGGCUUGACCAUAAAGAACAUCACUAAGCAGACCCAGUCCCGGGUAGACAUCCAUAGAAAGGAGAACUCGGGGGCUGCAGAGAAGCCUGUCACCAUCCAUGCCACCCCAGAGGGGACCUCAGAAGCAUGUCGCAUGAUUCUUGAAAUCAUGCAGAAAGAGGCUGAUGAGACCAAACUAGCUGAAGAGAUUCCUCUGAAAAUUUUGGCCCACAAUGGCUUAGUUGGAAGACUAAUUGGAAAAGAAGGCAGAAAUUUGAAGAAAAUUGAACAUGAGACGGGGACCAAGAUAACAAUCUCAUCCUUGCAGGAUUUGAGCAUAUACAACCCUGAAAGAACCAUCACUGUGAAGGGCACAGUCGAGGCCUGUGCCAAUGCAGAGGUAGAGAUUAUGAAGAAGCUCCGUGAGGCCUUUGAAAAUGAUAUGCUGGCUGUUAAUCAACAAGCCAAUCUGAUCCCGGGGUUGAACCUCAGCGCACUUGGCAUCUUUUCAACAGGACUAUCCGUGCUGCCUCCACCAGCAGGGCCCCGAGGAGCUCCCCCCGCUCCCCCUUACCACCCUUUCGCUACCCACUCCGGAUACUUCUCCAGCUUGUAUCCCCCUCACCAGUUUGGCCCGUUCCCGCAUCACCACUCCUAUCCAGAGCAGGAGACCGUGAAUCUCUUCAUCCCAACCCAGGCUGUAGGUGCCAUCAUCGGGAAGAAGGGGGCGCACAUUAAACAGCUGGCCAGGUUUGCUGGGGCCUCCAUCAAGAUUGCCCCGGCAGAAGGCCCAGACGUCAGCGAAAGGAUGGUCAUCAUCACCGGCCCACCUGAAGCCCAGUUCAAGGCCCAGGGGCGGAUCUUUGGGAAACUGAAAGAAGAAAACUUCUUUAACCCCAAAGAAGAGGUGAAGCUGGAAGCCCACAUCAGAGUGCCCUCUUCUACAGCUGGCCGGGUGAUUGGCAAGGGCGGCAAAACCGUGAAUGAACUGCAGAACUUAACCAGUGCAGAAGUCAUCGUGCCUCGUGACCAAACGCCAGAUGAAAAUGAGGAAGUGAUCGUCAGAAUUAUUGGGCAUUUCUUUGCUAGCCAGACCGCACAGCGCAAGAUCAGGGAAAUUGUACAACAGGUGAAGCAGCAGGAGCAGAAAUAUCCUCAGGGAGUCGCCUCACAGCGCAGCAAGUGAGGCCCCCACAGGCACCAGCAAAACAACGGAUGAAUGUAGCCCUUCCAACACCUGACAGAAUGAGACCAAACACAGCCAGCCAGCUCGGGAGCAAACCAAAGACCAUCCUGAGGAAUGAGAAGUCUGCGGAGGCGCCCUGAGAAUCCCAGGGGCCAGGAGGGAGGAGGGAGGUCAGCCCGGGGGGCCCUGCCCGGCCUCCUGCCUCCCCCCCGGGGCCUCUGCAGGCUUCCCAGCCAGCCACUGCAACCAUCCACUCGGAUCUCUCCUUAACUCCCACCGCGCUAUCCCUUUUAGUUGAACUAACAUAGGUGAACAUGUUCAAAGCAAAGCAAAAUUCACACCCUUUUCUUUUUGUGGAAAUUGUCUCUGUACAUGUGUGUACAUAUUAGAAGGGGAAAGAUGUUAAGAUAUGUGGCCUGUGGGUUGCACAGGGGGCCUGCAGCGUUAAUAUAUUUUAGAAAUAAUAUAUCAAAUAACUCAACUAACUCCAAGUUUUAAUCAAUUAUUAAUUUUUUUCUUUUUAAAGAGAAAGCAGGCUUUUCUAGACUUUAAAGAAUAAAGUCGUUCUUUGGGAGGUCUAAUGGUUUAGUGAAGGAGCUUCGAGACCACCCAGAUAAAAUCCACCCGCGGGAAAUCUCGAAAGGGCACUCAGCAGUUCUGGAUCACCUGUGUAUGUCAACAGAAGGGAUACCGUCUCUCUGAAGAGGAAACUCUGUCUCUCUUCAUCCCUUGUCUAGCUCACACACCCAUUUCUCUUUGCUUCACAGGUUUUAAACUGGUUUUUUGCAUACUGCUAUAUAAUUCUCUGUCUCUCUCUGUUUAUCUCUCCCCUACCUUCUCUCCCUCCCCUCCUUCUCCAUCCCCAUUCUUUUUCAUUCCCUCACCCCUCUGUCUCAAUUCCCAGUAUCUGCGCACCCCCCAGGCAAA